UAUUAACUUGCACCAUCGCUUAAAUCGGUAUAGUUGUUCAUACGUCAAACUUGGCUACAUAACCAACCUUACAAUUUACAAAAAUGAUGAUACAACGUCUUGGUUAUGCGAAAUAUAGCCAUCUUGCCAUGUCUAUUGCAAUGAGUAUAAUGCCGGGUGAUAUGUUCGGGCCACGGUUUGGUGGCAAUUCCUGUCCAAAAAAUUCCAUCUUGUAACGGGGGGGCUUCUGAUUACACUGAAUCUGAUGUGGAAAAUCGUAUGAAGCCAACUCUCGAGCAUUGGCUCUCGUUUUAUGCCCUUUAGUUGCAUGUGUCAUCGAUGCUGUACUUGAGCCUGUCAACCUUCCAAGAUGAUCCACAUGAUCAGUGACUGUAGACAUGUUCAUUGUUUAAUGUGUUAUGCGUUCUAUGAUCAGUACUAUGCUGCUUGAUCAAUAGACAAAGAUUUGUCUGAGAAAAUCAAUUGAAUAAUGCAUGAAUACGAAAAAACAGUGUCCAUGGUGAAUGUUCGGUGCUAUUUUUAUGGCGGGGGGGAUGAAUUCACGCAACUGUGUAUUUGUGUGUAGUCUGAGCCAGAGCGAUUUCUGAGCUAGAAAUGCGGAAUUAAUAAAACAUACAUUACACGCUCUCUUUGGUCGAUAUAGUUACCGGCAUCCGCCCUGCGACAAUGUUGCUUUGUCAUUCACUAUAGUUUUAGGAUGUCAUUUUAGGAUUUGAUUAUGUUUUAGGCACAAGAAAGCAAGCAUUUUUUAUACAUCUGUCUGUUCUAAUGCGGCCUUUUAGUUACAGGCGAUUUAAUCCCCUCCCAUAAUGCAUUGUGCUCAUCCCAGACUUUACUGUAUUUCCUGUUUAUUGUUGCUGCUUUGUCUGGUAUUUUUUUGUAAUUGUGGCGUAAGUCAUCCUCAAAUGUAGUGUAUUAACUAACAGUCUCUAAUGAAUAAUUUGUGAUGUUUUGCACAUACAAACGUUUAACGUAGCACCACACCUACAGAAGCAGUCGUUUUUUGUUUCAUUUCCUCCAGUCAACGUAAUGCAAAGCACUUCCUCGGUUAAUGUGCACACAAUUCAACUCCACGUUUCGAUAGUGAAAGUACAAGAGUGGUGGAAUCUAUUGUACUAUUGACCCUGUAAUUACAACAAGACCACAAGUUACACACAUUGACGGUUAGGGUCUGGUCAAAUGGAGGACUCAGAGACUGACUUGACAUCGUCUGAACCGGACGCACUUGGGGCAGACUUCAUCACAGUGGAACUGGACACCCAACCCAUAGAAUAUGUUGUCAAGUGGGCAGAGGUUGGGUCCAAGUUCACAAUAUCCUGUGUGAAAAAGGAGGCGGAUGAGGGGUCUGGCCUUAAUCUGGAGCAGGUGAAGGCAGAGCCAGACGAGCCCUUUUUUGCCCAGUAUGAGGAGGAGUUCCCUGGCUGUGACAUUGCAGAACAGAGUGUCAUAGUAAACGACUCAGACGAGGAUGACCACACUGAGCCAGGGAGUAGCCAGCUGGUUCCUGUUGGAGAUGGCUCUGACUCAGGCUCAGAGAAAGGGGAAUAUAGCUCACCAGGGGGAAAUUACAGCUGCAACUACUGUGGGAAGUGCUACAGUCAUUCCUCAAGCCUCUCAAGACACCAGCAAUUGCACACAGGAAAGGCACCCCUACCCCCAAACAAGCAAACGGAUACAGGGUCAGCUGAGGGGAACAAAUACAAAUGCACGCAGUGUGCAAUGCGAUUCAAAAGCAGAAGAGCUCUCGGCACUCAUAUGAGAACACAUCGGGGCAUGAGAGUUUACCCAUGCAACAUCUGUGGGAAGGAUUUUAACCACAGCUCCAGCUUGUCGCGUCAUAGGCUCAUCCACAAAAAAGGGAAAGGUAUUCCCUCUGGUGUCCUACCUGCAGAAAUCAGUUAUGUCCGUCGCCCAACUGGCAACAGGAAAAAGAAAAAGCAGGCUGGCGAGAAGAAGAUCCCUGGCGAAAAGAAGUUCCCGAUCGAGAAGAACCUCCCUGGAGAGAAGUUCUACGCAUGUACACAAUGUGACAUGACCUUCAAGAACUCCAUUGGUCUCUCGAAACACCAGGUCUCUCAUGUCAAGGACCUUCUGAAUAACUAUGCCCAUGGUAAAGACAGUCUCACCAAGUCCUCAGACUUGAAAAUACGCCUCAAGUUGUGCUCGAGGGACAAACCCAACUUCUACACCCUCUGCAAGAAGAACAAGCGGUCAAGAGCUGCUAAGCGCCAGCGGCAGCACCAAACAUCAGUCUCUGAGGAAGAGGAAGGACAAUAUGCAUGCGAGCAGUGUGACAAGCGCUUCAGCCAAGCGCAGAGCCUCGCCAGGCACCAGCAAAUGCACAAGGGAGACAAGUUCAGCUGCUCUUACUGUAAAAAGACCUUCGCCAGGUUGUCCAACCUCCACCACCAUGAGAGAUCUCACUCCACAGGGGGCAAGUACGAAUGCACCACCUGCAACAAGACAUUUGUGCACUCGUCUAGCUACUCGAGGCACAAGCGGCAGCACGCCGAGGAGGCCCACCAGCGCCAGUGGAAGGGCAUAGAUGAGAUGGCACCAAUUGAUUCAGACUCUGAGUGAGAGCAGUAGUGGUCUGCUCUCGACUGCCCACACACAGCUUACUACUCUGGCUUUCAGGGGUUGGGAGGGUUUUUGGGGAUCUCGUUUCGGACUAGAAUUGGCAUUACUCUGAGUAUAUAAAGUGUGUGAUGAUGACUUAUGGUAUGGUAUCAGCAAAUUGCAUAUUUUUUCCUAGAUUAAACUGACCGUGUUGUCGUCUGCUGCCCAUGCAAAUAAAUAUUUAGAUUUAUUUAGUUCACAUUCCCUUUUGGUCAUGGUUAGCUACAGGGUUAGGGUGAAAGUGUUGCUAGAGUCUCGCCAGAUGUGAAGUAUACCGUACCAUCUGAAAACAAAACUGCUAUAAAAUGCUUCUGCUGUUGAGCAAACCCAUUUCGUCUUUUUCUGUAUAUAAUCUUUUUAUCUUUUUUUUUAUCUCCGUGACAUGACAAAGGGUCAAAAUGAACCUUGCCAUCAAACUAAAUCAGGAUUUGGCCUCCAGGGGAUUCAUGUGAUGUCUGCACGACACCACACAUAGUCUCUGGUUCAAUCAAGCUUCUAUGGUUUAUCUUCAAGAUUUACUGUAUCUGUUCAGUUCAUGCAAUUCAUCUAUGAUGCUCAAACCAACCAUCAAUAAAAUCAAAACAAUGAAGUACUUUAUGAGAAACUAAACAAGGUUGAUUGAAUCCAGGCAUUUCCAAUAAAUGUGCUAAAAUUAAUCCUUUAAUCAGAAAACUGGCAAGUGUUAUUUUCCCGUCCCCUACUCAACAUCACUUGUUUAAUGAUCUCAAUGACAACACAGUGGUGAAAUGAAAAAACGAAACUAAAGACACAUCUUUAUUUCUAUAUAUUUGGGAUAAUUCAUUUUUUGCGUCUUAAAAAAAAAAAACUACUAGCAUUGAGUGAUCAACCAAGUUUUUAUGUAGUAUGAAUGCUUAGACCGUUUAGUUUUCUUCUACUACACAGAGUUCAGAUGAACAUUCAGAUUGUUGAUUUAAGGAUUUUAAUGUCGAAAUAUGAAGUCCAAUCAGAUCCUUAGAACUUGAAAAUACUAUAUUUGGUAUUUGUCAACAUAUACUGACUGCAAUUACCACAAAGUAUAAAAUUGACUCCAUAUAAAUGUAUGCAUGAUGAAUAUAACUUGAGAAUAGUUACAAUAUGUCGUUUUUACAUCUGCUGUGCGUGUGUGUAAAACAUUUGCGUUUGAAAGUGAGAAUAAUUGAGAUAUUUAAUAUAUGCAGUGUAUUUUGACAAAUACCCUCAAAUAUUCCUGGGAUUAGGGAUUUCAUAUUUUGUACAAGUAUUUGUCUAUUGAGGUUGUAGGGGAAACUGCACUACUUAUUUAUGAAUUGGGAACAAAGGUGCAAUUUAAAUGGUAGUGAAUGUGAUUCACAGUGGCUAUAGUUGAAAACAUAUUUUCGCUGGCAAAGCCUUCCCCGUUUGCCCCAAAGUUCCACCUUUUCAGAUGUACCUCUCACAAAAUCCAUUACUAUUCACAGAAAUAUUAUCAAGUGCUGUCAACUACUUACUGUAUAUCACCAAAGCUUUCAAAUAAUGCUUGUGUACAUGCAUAGCGAGAUGGAUUUUCUUUUCCAGUUAAACUGUUCAAAUAUCUGUUGAAAGUGCUCAACUUAUCUCCUGUUUGAUGUUUGUAUUUGCUUUAAGCACAACCAGGGUAUUCUAAACAAUUAUCAACAUUUGACCUUGUGAAUACCAUUUACUGUUUGAAUUGGAAUUUAAUUGUGACAUCUAACCUCUAUUUAUUUCUUAUUUCUUGAAAAUGACACCUAGGGAAAGUGUGUAGAGGCAUGUAUCAAGCACAGACCCAGUCUAUUGCACCCACAAUGAUAAUUGAAGAUGAAAAAAUGAUGAGAAAAGCUUGGUACUUUCCCUGUAUUUAUGUAAGUUAAUGUUUUUUUGUUAUUUUUUGUUUGAAGAGCUAGAUUCCCCUGGUUCCCCUCAAAACGUACCUUAUUUGGUUUGGUUUUCUGUUGUGGUUCUGGCCUUUUUUCUCCAGUGGCAAACAAUAUUCUCCUCUCUUGUUUUUCAGCAAUCUCUGCCUUUUGGAUUCUGAAACUCAUAUCGUUUUCUUUUUCGCUGUCAUUAUUUCAGUUUUUGAUGCAGCGGACCUACAUCCUAUAGAGAGGUGUAUGUUUUUUGUAUUGUGUUUGCCAUUAGAAUACAGUUGACAUGUUUUGUCUUGCGUUUUUGUAAUAAACCAUUCAUGAAAGAAAUGGUCCAUGAUGUCCUGGAUAUAUUUAAAAAUGAGUAGACCUAUGGUUGAUUACAGAAUAUUGGAACAACUAAAUCAGUUAAGUGAUAACUCAAUUGUGCGUUACCACUAUUCAGUUUGGUUCUUGACUAAUGAGUAGAUAUUUUUUUUGUGGUUUAUGUUCAGUGAGUUAAAUUGUUCAGUUACUGUUGGUAAUUCACCUGUGAUUUAAUAUCUCCCCACUAGAGAGCAGCAAAACACUUUAAAAAAGAAGCCACUCACAGCUUGACCUGUUACAGAAACAGAAUACAUUUUUCUUCCUUUUACGAAAUUGAAUUAAAUUGUUCGAGAAUUGUU
Coregonus clupeaformis (lake whitefish) is the source of this 5125-nucleotide messenger RNA. RefSeq names its product zinc finger protein 90. Bases 1180 to 2580 code for a protein of 466 amino acids. The transcript is spliced from 2 exons. Lineage: Eukaryota; Metazoa; Chordata; Actinopteri; Salmoniformes; Salmonidae. The record is from RefSeq and is a predicted model, not a curated record.